Molecule: messenger RNA, 1010 nt
Organism: Cladocopium goreaui
Lineage: Eukaryota; Dinophyceae; Suessiales; Symbiodiniaceae
Source: the annotation of a GenBank genome assembly
UCUCUGUGUCAAGUUGGUAGCACUCCUGGUCGCCUCCAUGGCUGCUUUGCCCACCACCACGGUGGGUGCACAGGUGUUGCAGCCAACCGCUUAUCCUGGAACUGUGCCGACAGCUUAUCCAGGAGUCUAUUCAAGCGCUUUGCCAACAACAAAUUGGAUCCAGCCAUCAGUCCCAGCUGGCACUCCAGUAGCAGGAACUCUACCUGUGGGUAGCUUGGCCCAGCCCCUGGCAGUUCCAAUGCAAACUACGGUGGCCACACCUUUGCCAACCUCAUCCAUUCCAGUCAGUUCGUUGCCAACCACGAUUGCACCAACAACCAAGACCUUCACAUACACAUUGCCAACAGGCACAUAUGCCCCUGGCUACUACCCAAUGCCAAUGCAAGGGUCCUCGCAACCCCUGGCCAUGCCAAUGCCAACUGUGCCAUUGCAACCCCAAGCACCAGCAGCCAUGCCAACGACAACCAUGACCCAGACUUCACAGUCGCCUUCUGUGGUGGCUACACCGGUAAGUACCUCAAUAGCUUCCCACUGUAUGGGGACGCCUACCAACACCCCCGUGGCACCAGGUGCCGCAGGUGCCUUCGUCUCCGAGGUGGCCACUGAGUCCUUCGUGUUGGCGGGCCCGCCGACCACCACGGCUGGCUCACCUAUGGCCACGGGGGUUCCAAUGGUUCCAAUGCUAUCUAUGGGAUCCCGACCAGGGAACGCAGUUGCUGCUGCAGGCACAAGUGAAGGUGUGGAUGAGGCGACGGUGCAGACGCAAUCUUUGAAGCCGCAGUCGUCGAGAAAGACCAAAAAGGCCAGGAGGAGAUGGAUUUGCUGCUGAGCUCCUGGCAGGAGGCGCUCAGCUGUCGAGUCGGUCAGUCGGUCCACAUGCCGAAGGAGUGAAAUCGUUUGAAAAACUAUGAAAUUUCGAUAUUGAUUCAUCAGAUUCCCUGCCGAUGCUGCUGGCAGCAUUGGCAGCAUCACCCCAGUUCAAUGAAAGCAAGACAAACCUGGUGCAAAAA